UCAUAUCAUUGUCAUUUUUUUUUCCUAAACAUUUAUAAUAAUUCUUUAUUGCGUUUUAUUUACCCAGACCAAAUCACUAGUACAGUUCAAGCAACAUAAAUUAAAAACGCAUAUUGUCACUGGUGAGAAAAUAAUCUAAUCAAAACCACAAGAAAAACCACCAGGAAAUUAGUUUGGAAUGCAUGCAAAAAAUAUCAAUUAUAUGGAAUAUUCUAGGCCUUCCACUUGUUCACCCGAAUAGUAAAGAGUGGAAUAGAUAGCUAAUCAGCAGCAUCAGUUCUCGAAUAAUGAAUAAGUUGUAUCAUCACAUUGUUUGGUAGCAUUAUUGACAAUGUUUGCUUGGGGAAGUACCAUCAAUGGAGAAUUGGGCCUUGGAGGCAUCGAGGAUGAACAUAUAUUGACACCACGAAAGCUUGAUUGGUAUCUGGCCAAUAAAGUGAUAGAAUGUGCACUAGGCGACAAUCAUACCCUUUUCCUUACCAAUGAGGGAAGGGUCUUUUCAUGCGGCAACAACGAUUAUGGUCAAUUGGGUCAUGACCAACCUCGAAAAAGGCCACGUAUGUCUGUAUUUCAGCCAGUAACUGGUUUGGAUGCCUACAAUAUUACUCAUGUGGCCUGCGGGGCAACCCAUUCCAUGGCCCUUAACCAAUGGGGACAAGUAUUUUCAUGGGGAUCGGAUUAUCACGGCCAGCUUGGUCAAGAAUUAGGAGAAAACAUUCAAGCUAUACCAAAAAUUGUCAGGACAUUAGCGCAAUAUCACAUUGUACAGCUGGCCUGUGGGCAGAGACAUACUGUGGCACUGACUGAUAGUGGUGAUAUAUUGUCAUGGGGUGCAAAUAAUUUUGGACAACUUGGCGUCGGAUCGUUUUCACCUUCUGAAACUGUUCCCAAACGGGUGAAUGCCAUAAGUGGCCUUCCAUUUGUGUUUAUUACGUGCGGAGCAAAUCAUACUUUCGCAAUAUCAAAAUCUGGAGCUGUGUUUGGAUGGGGAAAAAACACUCGUGGUCAGUUAGGAAUUAACGAUAUGGAAAAUAAAAUGUUUCCCACCCAACUUAGAACAUUGAGAAAUUUGAAAAUUCGAUAUGUAGCGUGCGGAGAAGAAUUUUCGGCUUUUUUAACAUUAGAUGGAGGAGUGUUUACUUGUGGUUCAGGUAGUUACGGUCAGCUUGGCCACGGGAGUAAUUCAAACGAAAUCUUGCCCAGACAAGUAAUAGAAUUGAUGGGCUCUACAAUCACGCAAAUUGCGUGUGGCCGACAGCAUUGUUUAGCAUUAGUGCCUUCUAGAGGUAGAGUGUACAGUUUUGGUAUAGGCGGUUCUGGACAAUUAGGUGUUAGAAAAACCAACAGUGCCUACACACCUCUGGCUGUUCUGGGUCCUUGGGUUUCGCCUAAUGGUAGUGCGCUCAUACCCCUUGACAAUAAAAACAGUCCCCUUCUAGUCAUACAUAGAAUUUUUGCUGGUGGAGAUCAUUGUUUUGUAUCAGUUGUACCCCAGGAAAAAAAGGUACCGGCAUAUGAUAGCAGAGAAUACGAUCCUCAGACGCAAAUAUUAACUAUUACAUACAGCUACAUAAAAACCUUAUUAAGGAUUCCCACUAAAGGUCCUGUAGAUCAAGAAGUAAUAAGUUUUCUAGAAACUGCAUUCAAAAGUUUAGCUUGCCUAAACGGGUCUUUUCUUAUUGAUGAACAUUAUUACUGUACAAGUAAACAUCAUGGAGUCGAUUUACAGAUGGCGGAAAAGAUUUUUAGUGAUAUUGGGAAGAUUGAAAAUGAAAGUAUUCAAAAUUUGAUUUGGACUGGCCUCACAGACAUUGUCCACAAACAACUAGUACCUGAUCCGCCAGAUGUGGAAUCCUUAAGAAUAUAUCUACUAUUACCUCUUUAUCACGAAUUUAAUAAUUCAAAACAAUUUGUCAAAUUGCAAAAACCAUUUGCUUCGGCUAUGCUACGACUAAAAGAAUCUGCUAGGAAAGUUGUGGGAAGUUGGUGGAGUAAGACGACAACAGAUUAUUUUGAGAAGCUCGUUAACAUUUUCAAAAAUGUUGCCAGUUAUAUUAUGAGAAAUCAAAACAUUCCACAUGGAAGGUCAAUAUUUUAUGACGCAGCCUUAGUAGCAAUGUUAGAUAUGAUGGCCUAUUUAAACAAAUUAAAUCACAACGUUCCUGACGGUUUAAAAGUUCCUUUUGAUAUAUUCCACAUUAACGACUUACAUGAUUAUUUAGAUGUACGGGUCGAUUAUGUUUUAUGGCUAAUGGACAAUGAGUCAGGGAAAUUAUAUUUAUGUAAUUACCCAUUUGUCUUUGAUGCCCAUGCUAAAUUGAAAUUGUUAGAAACUGACCAAUCUAUGCAGAUGCAAAGCGCCAUGCAAAAUGCUGCUCAGCAAGCGGUUGUGGCUGCUCUAUUUACGCCCAACAGAAUGGUGUCGAUCAAUCACUUUUUGUCAUUGAACAUUUCCAGGGAUCAUAUAGUUGAAGAUACGUUAAGAGAGCUAAGCGGUGUUAACACUGCUGAUUUGAAAAAACCAUUAAAGAUCAAAUUUUCUGGUGAAGAAGCUGAAGAUGCAGGCGGAGUGACCAAAGAGUUUUUCAUGUUGUUGCUUCGAGAAAUAUUGGAUCCGAAAUAUGGAAUGUUUAAGGAAUAUGAAGAGACGAGAGCCAUCUGGUUUUCUGAAAUCAGUUUUGAGGAUAAUAACGUUUAUUGUCUUAUCGGUAUGAUCUGUGGACUGGCCAUUUACAACUUUACAAUAAUAGACAUUCCGUUUCCGCUUGCCUUGUACAAGAAACUUUUGGGUGAACGAGUAGUCCUUAACGACUUGAAAGAAUUAUCUCCAGCGAUGAUGAAUUCUUUAAAAAGCUUACUGGAAUAUGAAAAUGACGAUCUCCAAGAUGUUUUUUGUUUAACUUUUGACAUUAAUAGAGACGUUUGGGGUGAAAUCACUACUCUGGAACUUAAGCCUAAUGGUUCGAAUAUACCUGUUACUCAAGAAAACAAGGAAGAAUACGUUAAGUUGUAUGUUGAUUACAUAUUUAAUAAGUCAGUCGAAAGUCAAUAUCUUUCAUUCCAUGACGGUUUUAUGAAAGUAUGUGAUGGUCGAGUUUUGCAACUUUUCCAUUCCCAGGAACUCAUGUCCAUAGUAGUGGGAAAUGAGAAUUACGACUGGCAUGCGCUUGAAGAAGCUGCCGAGUACAGAAAUGGUUAUAAAUCCUCUGAUCCAACAAUAAGAUAUUUUUGGGAGGUGUUACAUGAGAUGUCGUUAGAAGACAAAAAGAACUUUUUGCUAUUUUUAACAGGAACUUAUAGAAUACCAAUCAAGGGAAUGAAGGCAAUCAAAAUUAUAAUUCAACCUACAUCGGAUGAAAAAUUUCUGCCAGUAGCUCACACUUGCUUCAACCUACUGGAUCUUCCCAGAUACAGAACCAAAGAACGGCUUAAAUAUAAAUUAAUGCAGGCUAUUCAACAGACUCAAGGAUUUUCUUUGGUGUGAUUAUGAUGUGUGAUAAAAUUAUGUCCAUUAUUAGUUUUUUUUUUGUACCAGGUAUGAUUUUUUACAUCUUUUGAUUAUUGUUUUGUAAAAAUUAUUUAACAAAUUAUAAUAUUUUUUGGAAUUUAUGUACAGUAUUUCUCUUUGGAGAGAACCAAAUAGCAAGUUCGAUUUUGAUUUAAAACACUUUUCUUUAUAGAAGCCUAUUCCAGCCAAUAAUGCAGUUAGGCCAAACAUUUCAUCUAAUACAAAAAUGUGCUUAUCUUACAAAACUUUAUAUUUUGACUUUUUUUCUGUAUCACUUGUUACAGCUAUAGUAUCUUAUAUUUUUGAAAUAUUUUUUUAUAUUUUCUUUGUAUUUUAAUUCAAUAGCAUUGGAAAAAUAUACUUAUGUGUUAAUUUUUCCCUAUAAAAUAAAUAACUCCUAGCACUGCCGCACUACCUUUUCCAGGGGCCAGGGCUAAUAAUAGUUUUAUUAAAUGCCUGAUUGUUUGUUUGUUCUUUCAUUUGGCUAUGCUUCUAGGAGUGUAAUAUUUUUCAUAUUGUUACUUAUUUCUAGAAAACUAAUGAUGUCGCGAGGGUCUCUUAUUGUUGAAAUAACAAAAUAAAAUAUAUUUAUAAAUAA
Molecule: messenger RNA, 4106 nt
Organism: Ceutorhynchus assimilis (cabbage seed weevil)
Lineage: Eukaryota; Metazoa; Arthropoda; Insecta; Coleoptera; Curculionidae
Source: the annotation of a GenBank genome assembly